UGUCCCCUUCUCCCUUCUCCUUUUCCUUCUCCUCCACUCACUCACUUUCCAUCUUCUAUAUAAAACCACAUUUCUUCCUCCAUUUCUCUGUAUCCCCACAAACCCACUCCAAUGAAGGUCUCUUCCAUUGAUGACUCCCUGUUUUCCUGCAAAGGAGUUGGAUCCACCAACACCACAACCACCACUCAUUUCACUGUCAUGAAAACAUCUCUCUUCUUCGCCGGCGAUGGUUUCACUGUCUAUGAUUGCAAAGGCAAACUCGUCUUCCGAGUCGAUUCCUAUGGCCCUGAUUCUCGCUACAGAGAUGAACUCGUUCUUAUGGACCCUCAUGGUCGUUGCCUCUUCACAGUCCGCCGCAAGAGGCCGAGUUUGCAUCAACGGUGGGAAGGGUAUCUCCGGGAGAGGAUCAACGGGCAGAAACCGAUUUUCGCAGUGCGGCGGUCGUCAAUCAUUGGACGGUCGAGUUUCACGGUGGAAAUGUACGGAAAUCCUGGCGAGGAGUAUCAAAUCGAGGGGUGCUUUGGGCAGCGUUUAUGCACAGUUUUGAAUGUUAAGAAAGAGCCGGUGGCUACGAUUAGAAGGAAAGUUGAUGCUUCGACUAAUGUGUUGCUUGGAAAAGAUGUUUUUUCUCUUACUUUAAACCCUGGUUUUGAUGGGGCUUUCGCUAUGGCUUUGGUGCUUGUUCUUGAUCGGAUUAAUGGUGAAGGGGUUGAUUCUAGUGGUGACCCAGAUCGAACCUCAUAAUUGAUUUUGAGGGCUUCCUUGUUUCAUCAUCUGUUUGGUGGAGCAACAAUAAAUACACAGUUUUUGAGAAUGGAAGAAUUUUGUUAGAUUUGGAAAGAAAAAUGAAUUGAUCAUCAUAGUUUACUUGUAAUUUCUUGCAAA
Molecule: messenger RNA, 885 nt
Organism: Benincasa hispida (wax gourd)
Lineage: Eukaryota; Viridiplantae; Streptophyta; Magnoliopsida; Cucurbitales; Cucurbitaceae
Product: protein LURP-one-related 5-like
Source: RefSeq, a predicted model, not a curated record